Rosa chinensis is the source of this 867-nucleotide messenger RNA. Its product is annotated as probable caffeoyl-CoA O-methyltransferase At4g26220. Gene Ontology annotation, molecular function: S-adenosylmethionine-dependent methyltransferase activity; O-methyltransferase activity. The transcript has 4 exons. NCBI's taxonomy places the organism in Eukaryota, Viridiplantae, Streptophyta, Magnoliopsida, Rosales, Rosaceae. The record is from RefSeq and is a predicted model, not a curated record. The coding region runs from base 1 to 720 and encodes 239 amino acids.
AUGGAGCACACUGCAGGAAGCGAAAAGUUUCUGCCUAAUCCAGUCCUGCUGCAAGAUGAGGAAUUACACAAGUAUAUACUAGAAACUAGUGUGUACCCUCGAGAACCAGAGCCACUCAAGGAGCUGAGGGAAGCCACUGCAGAACUCCCCAAUGCUUUCUUUGGGACUGCACCUGAUGCAGGUCAGCUAAUGGCCAUGCUCUUGAAACUUGUGAAUGCAAAGAAGACAAUCGAAGUUGGAGUUUUUACUGGAUAUUCUCUUCUGCUUACGGCUCUCACAAUCCCUGACGACGGCAAGAUUAUGGCCAUAGAUAGAAAUCGUAAGACAUACGAAAUAGGCCUCCCAAUCAUACAAAAAGCCGGAGUUGAGUACAAAAUCGACUACAUCGAAUCCCCGGCUCUGCCUGUCCUUGACAAUCUUUUGGGAGAACCAAAGAAUGAAAGUGAUUUCGACUUUGCAUUUGUCGAUGCUGACAAAGAUAACUAUUGGAAUUAUCAUGAGAGGCUGAUGAAACUGGUGAAGAUUGGUGGGAUUGUUAUGUAUGAUAAUACACUGUGGGGAGGGGCAGUGGCUAAACCUGAAGACGCUGUUCCGGAGACCAAAAGGGAGCUGAGGCGGGCUACAAUUGAGUUUAACAAGUCAGUUUCGGCUGACCCACGAGUUGAAAUCUCUCAUGCUUCUGUAGGAGACGGAAACAUCAUUUGCAGACGCAUUUGCUGAGUUUCUUAAUUUGAUCUUCUAUGAGUGAAUAAGUGGAGGUUUAUAGCUUCAGAAGCGCAGAACUUUAACCUGAUUGCCAGCUCUUCUAUGUUUAUAGAUGUCUUGGAUUCUUUACUUGUUUCUUGGUGAAACUAAAUGUUGAAUAAG